Linum trigynum is the source of this 1125-nucleotide messenger RNA. Lineage: Eukaryota; Viridiplantae; Streptophyta; Magnoliopsida; Malpighiales; Linaceae. The record is from the annotation of a GenBank genome assembly.
AUGAGGAAGCCAGAUGCUACUCCAGGAAAGAACACCAACACUAGCAACAACAACAACAACAACAAGAUGAGAAAGGGGCUUUGGUCGCCUGAGGAAGAUGACAAGCUGAUGAACUACAUGAUGAACAAUGGCCAAGGUUGCUGGAGUGAUGUUGCCAGAAAUGCUGGCCUGCAGAGAUGUGGGAAGAGCUGCCGCCUUAGGUGGAUCAAUUACCUUAGACCUGACCUCAAAAGAGGUGCAUUCUCUCCUCAGGAAGAAGAGCUCAUUAUCCAUUUGCAUUCCCUUCUUGGCAACAGGUGGUCACAGAUAGCGGCUCGUCUGCCUGGGAGGACGGACAACGAGAUCAAGAACUUCUGGAACUCGACCAUCAAGAAGAGAAUAAAGAACAUGUCUUCCUCGACCACGACCACGACGUCUCCGAACACGAGCGACUCGUCGUCCGAGAAAGACAACUGUGGGUUGGUGGGCGUGGGGGGUUUCAUGUCGCCCAUGUUCAUGGACGUGGUCGUGCCAUCCCUGACAUUGACCAACUCGUCCACCUCGUCGACGUCGUCCAUGGCUCUGAACGGCGGUCACAUGACCGACCCGUUGCAGAUCCACAUCGAUCACCACCACCACCACCAUCAGGGUCUGAUGAACGUGUAUGGUAGUGCAAACGGGUACUUCAGUGGUGCUGGUCAGAAUGAGAUGUCAGCUGCUCUCGAUUUCGGAGGAAAUCGGAUGAUCGGUUCGUAUGGGUCAGGUCAAGGGGGGAUGUUUGGAGGAGGAGGAGGUAUUGGUGGUGGGAUGGAGAAGGAGAUUCAACAAGUCCCACCAUUGGAGAGCAUAAGCAUGGAGGAGAACAAUGGUCCCAAUAACAACAUAGUCAUAAGUAGUAACUUGAAUAAUAAGUACCCUUUUGUGAAUAGUAAGAACAUUAAGGGGGAGAGUAACCACCACAACAACAACAAUCAUCAUCACCAUAAUAACAACUUGGGAGGAGGAGGAGGAGGAGGGGUGAAUAACACUAAUAAUCUUGCCAACUUUUGGCAAGGAGAAGACCAACUCAAAGUUGGAGAGUGGGACUUGGAGGAGCUCAUGAAAGACGUUUCCUCCUUCCCUUUUCUUGACUUCCAAGUCGAAUAG